Molecule: messenger RNA, 1821 nt
Organism: Mercurialis annua (annual mercury)
Lineage: Eukaryota; Viridiplantae; Streptophyta; Magnoliopsida; Malpighiales; Euphorbiaceae
Product: 1-deoxy-D-xylulose 5-phosphate reductoisomerase, chloroplastic-like
Exons: 12
Coding region: 103-1515 (470 amino acids)
Biological process (GO): isoprenoid biosynthetic process
Molecular function (GO): 1-deoxy-D-xylulose-5-phosphate reductoisomerase activity; NADPH binding; manganese ion binding
Source: RefSeq, a predicted model, not a curated record
UUUCUUUCUAUCGCCUGAGCCACAUAUAUUAUUGUUCUAACUUAUUUCAUUUCUCAAUCUUCAAUUCUCUGACUUGAAUUUUUUUGAAAUUUUUGUUAUACUAUGGCGCUUAAUUCUCUUUGUCCGGCUGAAAUUAAGUCUAUUUCGUUCUUGGACUCCACCAAAUCCACCCAGCUUCCCAAGCUUCCAGGUAGUUUUUGUUUGAAAAGGAAGGAUUUUGGAACAAGGAAGUUGCAGUGUUCAGCUCAGUCUUCAGCACCACCACCAGCAUGGCCAGGGAGAGCAGAGGUGGAGCCAGGCCGUAAAACAUGGGAUGGUCCUAAGCCUAUUUCAAUUGUUGGUUCAACUGGCUCUAUUGGUACUCAGACAUUAGAUAUUGUGGCCGAGAAUCCUGAUAAAUUUAAAGUUGUAGCACUUGCUGCUGGUUCAAAUGUUACCCUUCUUGCUGACCAGGUUAAAACUUUUAAGCCUCAGCUUGUUUCGGUUAGGAAUGAGUCAUUAAUUGGUGAGCUUAAAGAGGCUUUGGCUGAUCUUGAUUAUAAGCCUGAGAUUAUUCCCGGAGAGCAAGGAGUUAUUGAGGUCGCACGUCAUCCAGAUGCUGUUAGUGUAGUUACCGGAAUAGUGGGUUGUGCAGGCUUGAAGCCUACUGUUGCUGCAAUUGAAGCUGGAAAGGACAUAUGCUUGGCCAAUAAAGAGACUUUAAUUGCUGGAGGUCCUUUCGUCCUCCCUCUUGCUCACAAAUAUGGAGUAAAAAUUCUUCCAGCUGAUUCAGAACAUUCGGCCAUAUUUCAGUGUAUCCAGGGGCUGCCAGAUGGUGCAUUACGGCGCAUUAUUUUAACUGCUUCCGGUGGGGCUUUCAGGGAUUGGCCUGUUGAGAAAUUGAAAGAUGUUAAAGUAGCUGAUGCUUUAAAGCAUCCCAACUGGAGUAUGGGGAAAAAGAUUACUGUGGACUCUGCUACCCUCUUCAAUAAGGGUCUAGAAGUUAUUGAAGCCCAUUAUCUGUUUGGAGCUGACUACGAUAACAUUGAUAUAGUAAUUCAUCCUCAGUCAAUAAUUCAUUCAAUGAUCGAAACACAGGAUUCAUCUGUUCUUGCACAGUUGGGGUGGCCUGAUAUGCGAAUUCCAAUUCUGUACACUAUGUCAUGGCCCGACAGAAUUUACUGCUCUGAAAUAACCUGGCCUCGCCUAGACCUUUGCAAGCUUGGUUCUCUAACAUUUAAAGCUCCUGACAAUGUAAAAUACCCAUCUAUGGAUCUUGCCUAUUCUGCUGGACGGGCUGGAGGCACCAUGACAGGAGUCCUCAGCGCUGCUAAUGAAAAAGCCGUAGAGAUGUUUAUCGAUGAAAAAAUCAGCUACCUUGAUAUUUUCAAGAUUGUGGAGCUAACAUGCGCUAAACAUCGGGAGGAGUUGGUGACCGCACCCUCCCUUGAGGAAAUUAUACAUUACGACUUGUGGGCGCGAGACUACGCUGCUACUUUACAACAUUCCUCAGGUCGAAGCCCAGUUCUAGCAUGAUCGACAACUUGACCAUGCCGUAGCUGUAGUUCACAGUCCGGGGGUUAAUUUUGUACUUUUUUUUAAUGCCCGUCUUACUGGGUUUUCUGGGAGGAAUAUUGGACUGUUGUAUCAAAAAAAAAGCUUCAGGAUAGGUGACCAAAAUGUAUGAGUUCCCUUUUUUCAUGCAUAAUGAUUACUUGCUCUUGAAGAAAGUUGGAAGUUAAUUUAAUUCUGAGCCAUAGAAGGGGAUGAGUCAAUUUAGGGGCAGGAAGGAAAAUGAAAUUGCAUUCUGUAACCAAAGAAAUAAAAAUUCAUUUGCUUUCA